AUGGAUCAUAUACCGUCGUUGACCAAGUCCAUCAAGGGGAACACCGAACUGCUCAUUUGGGUCGACCUUUUCUCGGGAUAUGUGAUUGCAAAGGCUAGCUCCUCUCGGACGGCACAAACAAUAGCGGAGAAUUACGAAGAAUGUGUGUUUCGACGCUUCGGAGCUAGCGAGGCUAUCAGGCACGAUCGAGAACCGGGAUUUAUGUCCGACUUCUUUCGAGCCUUCAGUCGGAUCGUAGGACAAAAACAGCGUGCUACUAUGGCUUACAGGCCACAAGCAAAUGGAACAGUCGAACGAAUGGUGCAAACCCUGACACAUUCGCUCAAGAUAUUGGAUCCGGGGGAUACCCCAUUUUAUCUGAUUCAUGGGUGGGACCCGCGAUCGACUUUGGAGGCUACGCUACCAGUGGGGAAUACGGGGACACGAGAUCGCGAUCCAAAGAGGUGGAGAUACAAAAUCCAAAGACAAUACCUGCGAGCCCGAUCUGCAGUGAACGAUCGUUUACAAGCCGCGAUCCAGGAGCGAGCGGAUCGACACAACGAAGAUCUGGAACCACACGAGAUCGAAGUAGGAGCGCAAGUUUGGCUAUACCUGGACCGAGUUAAAGAAGGAUAUGCGAAGAAGCUAGCGCACAUGUGGCAUGGGCCAUUCCGAGUUGCGGACGUAUGUGGAGAUCAUGCUGUAAAAUUGGAGAUCGCUGGAACCCCAUAUCGGUUAUUUCCGAUUGUACAUAUAUCGAAGCUAAAAAAGGUAAAGACGUUCCCUGAACGCCCGAAGGAUCAGCUUACGAUAGAGGAAUCAGAUCGCUUGGAUUUCGAUGAAGCUCUGCUGCCGGAAGACAGUUGGGAUGGCGAUCUUGAAGAAGGGGAAUACGAAGUGGAGGCAAUAUUGGACGUGCGAUCUGGUAGAAAAACCCGUUAUGGGCGAGUACACCGGCAGUUUCUGGUGAAGUGGAAGGGAUAUCCCGAUCUAAGUUGGGUGGACGAGGCCGAUCUACGUUGUGGGGCGAUCUUGCAAGAGUUUGAGCGGAACCGAGUGAGUCGAAACCGUUUCGACGUAAUGCAGUCUCAUGAAGGCAAGUCGGACGAACCUUAA
Peronospora matthiolae is the source of this 1095-nucleotide messenger RNA. NCBI's taxonomy places the organism in Eukaryota, Oomycota, Peronosporomycetes, Peronosporales, Peronosporaceae. The record is from the annotation of a GenBank genome assembly.